Messenger RNA from Sporothrix brasiliensis 5110, 657 nucleotides. RefSeq lists its product as uncharacterized. NCBI's taxonomy places the organism in Eukaryota, Fungi, Ascomycota, Sordariomycetes, Ophiostomatales, Ophiostomataceae. The transcript has a single exon. Bases 1 to 657 code for a protein of 218 amino acids. The record is from RefSeq and is a predicted model, not a curated record.
AUGGCAACUGCGGCAGCUGAGGUGGCCGAAGGCUUCUUCGGACGCCCGCUAGCGGACGUGGACGGACCUCAUAACGACGCCUGGGGUAUGUUCGACCACCAAUCUCGCGAACACGGGAGUUACUCGGACCAAGACCUGCGUCACCUUCCAUCCCAAUAUCAACAACAGAACACCCAGCCGGACCUCUGGGCAAGUGAUCGUGAUGAUUUUCUGACGGUUGACGCGAUUCAGCAUGCACGUGCAUUUUACAGUCAACAGCCCGACGAAAACCCUGAUGAGACUGACGAUGUCCCUUGGGUUAAUAUUGCCAAUGGUUUCAACGUUGACCAUUUUGAUGACAACGAUUCCGUUACUCGCGAUCCUUUCGUUCGCGACGAAGACGCUAGCGAGUAUAAUGCUGGUGGUGUCGCCCGCGACUAUGCCAAUGCCAGUCGUCUCGAUGGAUAUGAUGUGGAUGGAAACAAUUUCGAUGGCAAUUACCGCGGUCGUUAUCAGCCCCGGGAUUUUUUCCCGGGUAGUGGCAAUACCUCUGACGACGGAGACGCGUUCGGCAGGACCGUCCCGGACACGAUGCAGUGGAAUGAAGUGGUUGACUCCGGAUCGGAAACAUUUGGCUCGAAUAGCAACCAUCGCACGGUCAGCAACGUCAUCUGGUAG